This is a messenger RNA of Panicum virgatum (switchgrass), 1483 nucleotides long. RefSeq names its product putative ETHYLENE INSENSITIVE 3-like 4 protein. Gene Ontology annotation, cellular component: nucleus. The coding region runs from base 1 to 1392 and encodes 463 amino acids. The record is from RefSeq and is a predicted model, not a curated record. The transcript has a single exon. Gene Ontology annotation, molecular function: DNA-binding transcription factor activity; DNA binding. NCBI's taxonomy places the organism in Eukaryota, Viridiplantae, Streptophyta, Magnoliopsida, Poales, Poaceae.
AUGAAUCGCGGCAUCCACGGCCGGAGGCAUCCGUUAUCUGAGGCGGCGAUGGAGCACGACGUCGAGCACGGUGGCGGCGGCGCGGGCGAAGCGUUCGAGGCGGCGGCGGCGGCGGAGCCGGAGCAGGAGGAGCUCAGCGACUCGGAGUCGGGCGCCGAGUCCAUCGAGAUCUCCGACCUCAAGCGCCGCAUGUGGAAGGACCAGAUGCUGCUCAACAAGCUGGAGGGCCGCGCGGGCGCCUUCCGGGCCGGGGCGGGGCCGCCGUCCAGGCCGCUCGCGCCGGACGGGCUGCUGGAGGAGGAGACCCCCGAGGUGCGGUGCCGCCGCAAGGCGAUGCUCCGGGCGCAGGACGGCGUCCUCCGCCACAUGCUCAAGAUGAUGGAGGCCUGCAACGCGCGCGGGUUCGUGUACGGCGUCAUCGACGAGGCCGGCGAGCCCAUGUCCGGCUCCUCCGACAGCCUCCGCGGCUGGUGGAAGGACAACGUCAGCUUCGACGGCGCCGGGCCCAUGGCCCUCACUGGCCCCGCCGGUGAGAGCCCGCUGGGGAUCGCGUCCUGCCUCCACCGCCUCCAGGACAUCCAGGACAGCACGCUCGGCUCCGUGCUCUCCGCGCUCAUCCAGCACUGCGAGCCCCCGCAGCGGAGCUUCCCGCUGGAGCGCGGCCUGGCGCCGCCCUGGUGGCCGACGGGGCACGAGGCCUGGUGGGGCUCCCAGGGCGAGGUCCAGGCGCACCAGGGCGUGCCGCCCUACCGCAAGCCGCACGACCUCAAGAAGGCCUGGAAGAUCAGCCUGCUCAGCGCGGUGAUGAAGCACAUGAGCCCGCGCUUCGACCAGAUGCGCAAGCUCGUGUGGCAGUCCAAGCGCCUGCAGCAGAAGAUGAGCGCCAAGGAGACGGAGACGUGGUCCAAGAUCAUAAAGCAGGAGGAGGUGCUCAGCCGCCGCCUCAAGAGCUCGCUGCAGAUCACGCCCCUCGACGGCGGCGACGACGACGGCGAGGAGGAGGAGGAGGACCGCGACGGCCGCGCGCACGACAAGCGCAAGCGCGAGCUAAUCAGCACAAGACACAACAGUAGUGGGAGCACCAGCAGCAGCGGAGUGAGCAGCGGGGAGCUGGCCUUCGUGCUGCCGCCGGAGCUGGCCGACCUCCUGGCGGAGGAUGAGAGCCUAGGGAGCCCGAUCGACGAGCUCGCGAAGCUCUACUGCUACAGCCACCACGCGCCUGCUGAUCAGGGCGGCGGCGGCCAUCUGGAGAACUGCGCCGUCGCGAUGGUGCCUCCCGGGGAGCUGGAGGACCUGAUCGGCGGCGUUGACGCCGUGCCGCCGGACGUGCUGUUCGACCUGAUCGGGAGCUGCUCGGGGUUGGAUGACGUGGUCCGCCUGAUGGGGGACUGAAUUGCCACGGUGGCGUGGCCCCCACGCGUCGCCACGCGACAGGCCAAGGUUGGGCGGGAAGGAAUGAGGUGGCGCGUUGCUGCAUGCCGAU